AUGCAGGGACAGCAGCAGACGCCCUUUCUCCCCUCAACUCCGCUCCCGCAUGGCUAUCUCACGGCCUCGAGGCACGCCCGACAGCCAUUAUGCGGCAAUAGCGAGGGUUGGGGCCCCAUGAGCCCUAUCCGUUAUGACUUUACCCCGUGUUUCUUGGAUGUCUGGAUAGCUGUUGUGGCCGCAUUUGGUGUUGUGGGAGGGGCAGGCGCGUUGUGGUAUCUAUACAGACACUGCCCGCCGCAGCCUGUCAAGCGCAAUUGGCACUUCUUCACCAAGUUGGCGACAAUCGGAGCACUCAUCGGUACCACCGCAGCCCAGGCUGCUCUUCAGAUCCAAUACUACCAGCACGUAUGGGCCGGUGACUUUCGUUUCUGGACUACAAUCCUCACCAUCGUCUCUCUCUUCUUCAUCUUCUACAUCCAAUACAUCGAACACUGGAGAUCGCGGAAUGCCAAUGGUGUCGUGCUCUUCUACUGGCUAUUUCUCCUCAUCGCAUACGCCGUCAAGCUUCGCUCGCUCGUCUCUCAGCAGGUACAUCGCGAACAUGGGGCAUACUUUGGAGUCUUCUGUGCUAGCGUUGGCUUGGCCGGGCUUUCUUUCGUCCUGGAAUGGUUGGUUCCAAAGCGCAUGAGCGACUACGACAUGCUUGGUGACGACGACGAAUGUCCCUACGAAUACGCCGAUGUCUUCUCCGUUCUCACCUUUGGAUGGAUGACACCGUUGAUGAAGCGGGGGUACAAGACUUUCCUUACUCAGGACGAUCUGUGGAACCUGCGGAAGAGAGACUCGACGCGACACACUUCAGAGACUUUUGAGAAGUCUUGGGAAUACGAGAUGGAGAAGAAGUACCCUUCGCUCUGGCUGGCAAUGUUCCGCUCGUUCGGUGGACCAUAUUUCCGAGGCGCUGCCAUCAAGACAGUGAGCGAUGUUUUGAACUUUGUCCAGCCUCAGCUACUGAGACUUCUCAUCACCUUUGUGGACUCAUACCGCACCGAACAUCCCCAGCCAAUCAUCCGCGGUGCUGCAAUUGCCCUUGCUAUGUUUGCAGUAUCUGUCUCUCAGACUGCAUGUCUCCACCAGUACUUUCAGCGCUCUUUUGAAACUGGCAUGCGCAUCAAGUCCUCGCUCACUGCUGCUAUCUACUCAAAAUCUACGCGCCUGUCCAACGAGGGCCGAGCGUCCAAGUCAACUGGUGACAUCGUCAACUACAUGGCGGUAGAUACUCAACGUCUGCAGGAUCUUGCACAGUAUGGCCAGCAACUCUGGUCUGCACCCUUUCAAAUCAUCCUGUGUAUGCUUUCCCUAUACCAAUUGCUUGGAGUGAGUUGUUUCGCAGGAGUGGCUGCCAUGUUCAUCAUGAUUCCGAUCAAUGGUGUGAUUGCUCGAUGGAUGAAGACACUACAGAAGGAGCAGAUGAAGAACAAAGACUCGCGUACAAAGCUCAUUUCUGAGAUUCUCAACAACAUGAAGUCAAUCAAGUUGUACGCCUGGACCACGGCAUUCGCUAACCGUCUGAACACCAUCAGAAACGACCAGGAACUCAAGACUCUGCGAAAGAUUGGUGCCACCCAGGCUUUCUCUACAUUCACAUGGUCUACAACUCCGUUCCUGGUAUCAUGCUCAACUUUUGGUGUCUUCGUCUUGACCCAGAACCGCGCCCUGACAACUGACAUUGUCUUCCCUGCCCUAACGCUCUUCAACCUCCUCACCUUCCCACUUGCCAUCCUUCCAAUGGUCAUUACCGCAAUCGUCGAGGCCAGCGUGGCCGUGGGCCGUAUCACUGGCUUUUUGACCGCCGACGAGUUGCAGGAGGAUGCCGUUAUCCGGGAACCCGCUGUGACUGAGACUAGUGACGAAUCGGUCCGUAUUCGUGAUGCCAGCUUUACUUGGGACAGAAAUGCGGAACGCCGCGCGCUCCACGACAUCAAUUUCAGUGCACACAAAGGUGAACUCGCAUGUAUUGUUGGUCGCGUUGGUGCAGGCAAAUCGUCCCUUCUCCAAGCUGUGCUCGGUGACUUGUGGAAGAUCCAUGGAGAGGUUGUGCUGAGGGGAAAGACCGCCUAUGUUCCACAGUCAGCUUGGGUCAUGAAUGCUUCAGUUCGAGAAAAUAUCGUCUUUGGCCAUCGCUGGGACCCUCAAUUCUACGAAAAGACCGUGAACGCUUGUGCAUUACGCGAUGAUUUUGCAUCACUUCCGGAUGGCGACCAAACAGAAGUCGGCGAGCGCGGUAUUUCUUUGUCUGGUGGCCAAAAGGCUCGACUCACCCUUGCUCGUGCUGUGUAUGCGCGGGCCGACAUCUAUCUGCUUGACGAUUGUUUGUCGGCAGUUGACCAGCACGUGGGUAGGCACCUGAUCGACAACGUCCUUGGACCCAAGGGUUUGCUGUCGGGCAAGACCAGGAUCCUGGCAACCAACUCGAUACCUGUUUUGAUGGAAGCAGACAUGAUCCUACUGCUGCGUGAGGGCCGAAUCCUGGAGCGAGGUAGCUAUGGUCAACUCAUGGCAAUGAAGGGCGAGAUCGCCCAAUUGAUCAAGACGUCUCAAAACGAGGACCAAGGAGAGGACGACAGUACCCGUACAUCUGACAGCAUUAUGAGCGACGAAGACUCUACCGUCUACGGCGGUAGCCCCGCCGGUGACGACGACGACGAGGAUCAAGCGGAAGCGGAAGCGGCACAGGAGGGUGGCGCGCACCUUGCUCCUUUGAGAGUGGGCAGCGGUAACGCACGUAAGAACAGCUUCCACACCCUUCGCCGUGCCAGUACUGCAAGCUUCAAGGGACCGCGCGGCAAGGUCGCAGAUGAAGAGGGCGGUGGCCUGAAGAGCAAACAGUCCAAGGAGUUCCAAGAACAAGGCAAGGUCAAGUGGUCAGUCUAUGGCGAAUACGCAAAGACCAGCAACCUUGUAGCUGUCACCAUCUACUUGCUACUGUUAAUUGGAGCGCAGACGUCGUCAAUAGGUGCUAGCGUAUGGCUAAAACACUGGUCAGAGAUCAACCAGCGGUACGGCGGGAACCCCCAAGUUGGCAAAUACAUCGGCAUUUACUUUGCGUUCGGUGUAGGAUCUGCUGCCCUGGUCGUGGUUCAAACACUCAUCCUGUGGAUCUUUUGCUCGAUUGAGGCUAGCCGAAAGCUGCACGAGCGGAUGGCACACGCGAUCUUCCGCUCGCCAAUGAACUUCUUCGAGACUACACCUGCAGGACGCAUCCUGAACCGCUUUUCCAGCGAUAUCUACCGAGUGGACGAGGUACUAGCUCGGACGUUCAAUAUGCUCUUCGUCAAUUCCGCUCGAGCCGGCUUUACGCUAGUCGUCAUCUCAUGGUCGACCCCGGCCUUUGUGGCCCUCAUCCUGCCGCUUGGUGCGCUUUACCUCUACAUCCAGCGGUAUUACCUGCGCACAUCGCGGGAACUGAAGCGCCUCGAUUCGGUUAGCCGCAGUCCCAUCUAUGCGCACUUCCAGGAGAGCCUGAGUGGUAUGAGCACGAUCCGUGCCUACAAUCAGCAGAAACGGUUCGAACUCGAAAACGAGUGGCGUGUCGAUGCCAAUUUGCGCGCAUACUACCCCUCAAUAAGCGCCAACCGAUGGCUGGCUGUUCGUCUCGAAUUCCUAGGUUCGGUCAUCAUCCUGGCCGCCGCCGGUUUCGCCAUCAUCUCUGUCGCCAGCCACAGCGGUCUGUCGGCCGGUAUGGUUGGUCUAGCCAUGUCAUAUGCGCUCCAGAUUACGCAGAGCCUCAACUGGAUUGUGCGACAGACGGUUGAAGUGGAGACUAAUAUCGUCUCUGUGGAACGUGUACUCGAGUAUGCCGCGCUUCCUAGCGAGGCGCCUGAGAUCAUCUCCAAGAAUAGGCCGCCAAUCAGCUGGCCGUCUCAGGGCGCUGUUACUUUCAACAAUUACAGUACUCGGUACCGAGCUGGUCUGGACUUGGUAUUGAAGAAUGUCAGUCUCAACAUCAAGCCAAAAGAGAAGAUUGGUGUUGUGGGCCGCACGGGUGCGGGCAAGAGCUCACUUACGCUUGCCUUGUUCCGCAUCAUCGAGCCUGCAGAGGGUUUUGUCAGUAUCGACAAGCUCAACACUAGCACCAUUGGCCUCCUCGACCUCCGCAGACGCUUGGCUAUCAUCCCGCAAGACGCCGCGCUCUUUGAAGGAACCGUGCGCGAUAAUCUCGAUCCGGGCCAUGUGCACGAUGACACGGAGCUAUGGAGCGUUUUAGAUCACGCCCGUCUCAAGGACCACGUCUCCAGCAUGCCAGGCAAGCUCGACGCUACCGUGCAUGAAGGAGGUUCCAACCUCUCUGCCGGUCAACGCCAACUCGUCUCCCUCGCCCGCGCCCUCCUCACCCCUUCCAACAUUCUCGUUCUGGACGAAGCGACUGCCGCCGUCGACGUCGAAACAGACGCCAUGCUCCAGACCACGCUCCGUUCAAGCAUGUUCAACAACCGCACCAUCAUUACUAUCGCGCAUCGUAUCAACACUAUUCUAGACUCCGAUCGCAUCAUCGUACUGGACAAGGGUGAGGUCAAGGAAUUUGAUACCCCAGCCGAACUUGUCAGGAGUAAGGGUUUGUUUUACGAGUUGGUCAAAGAAGCAGGUCUGCUCAAUGCGCUAGACAUGUCGACAUCGCUGUCGUAAACAGAUCAACGUUUUUGUUGUAGUGUAGUUUAAUUAGUUGUUAGUCAUUGAAAAGAGGGGUGUAGGUUGUUUACAAAUGGAAGAGCCAGAAGAGGGAAGCAAUACCGAAAAAUAAACGACGUAGCGUGUGCGCGCGUAAAGAAAACGGGAGGCGGUAGUAGAAGAGAGAGCGGAGAAGGCGGGAAAAGUUCAGAGGAAAAAGCAAAAUCAACAUCCAAUUCGUACCUUUGUG
Messenger RNA from Pyrenophora tritici-repentis Pt-1C-BFP, 4861 nucleotides. Its product is annotated as MdlB, ABC-type multidrug transport system, ATPase and permease component. Gene Ontology annotation, molecular function: ATP hydrolysis activity; ATP binding; ABC-type transporter activity. The record is from RefSeq and is a predicted model, not a curated record. Lineage: Eukaryota; Fungi; Ascomycota; Dothideomycetes; Pleosporales; Pleosporaceae. Gene Ontology annotation, biological process: transmembrane transport. Gene Ontology annotation, cellular component: membrane.